Molecule: messenger RNA, 2191 nt
Organism: Pelmatolapia mariae (spotted tilapia)
Lineage: Eukaryota; Metazoa; Chordata; Actinopteri; Cichliformes; Cichlidae
Product: major histocompatibility complex class I-related gene protein-like
Exons: 7
Coding region: 369-1400 (343 amino acids)
Biological process (GO): immune response
Cellular component (GO): external side of plasma membrane
Source: RefSeq, a predicted model, not a curated record
AGCCAUAGCCCCAUAGCCCCCAUUGUUGCAGCACAGCUGUGAAGCGCUUAAACUGAUUAUUAGUUCUAGUGUCGUUAUCUUCCUCUGAGUUAACAUAAACUAAUGUAAGUCUAUUAGCCGCAACCAACCAACCACGUGACGUCACGUUCCGUACUGACAGAAGAUGGCGAUAAACAUGUUUUUAAAGACAGAGUUACAUCUAUGUCAGUUUUUGAGAGCAGGCCUCCAUGAUGUAAAUCAGCCUUUGUGUAGCAUUUCAUGUCCCUUUAAGAUAUUUGGCUGUUAAACUGUGAUGGCCCAUCAAAGCAGAAUGUAAUCAAAGCUCUGACAAGGAAUUAAGGCAGGAUCCCACGAGUCUGCAAGGGAGGAUGAAAGUAAAACAUUCAUUGAAGUAUUUCUUCACUGAAACCCCUGGAGCCCAGAGCAUCCCUGAGUUUGUGGGUGUUGGAUUUAUUGAUGAAGUUCAGUUCGGUGGCUGGAAUAGCAGAAGAGGAGAGGAAGUCAAAAAAGACUGGAUUAAAUUCUUUGAGGAUGAUCCUCAGCACCUGCAUCAGUAUAUUUUUGAAUGUUCAGCUAGUCAUCACUACUUCAAGGAUACUAUUAAGACUUUGAAGCAACGUUUAAAUCAAACUGAAGAUGUUCAUAUUUUGCAAAGAAUGAGUGGCUGUGAAUGGGAUGAUGAGACCGGAGAGGUUAAUGGAUACAAUCAGUAUGGUUAUGAUGGAGAAGACUUCAUAGCUUUUGAUUUGCAGACAGUGACAUGGAUCACUCCAAAACCACAGGCUGUCACCACCAAACUAAGAUGGAAUAUGGAACAUGCCCGAUUAAAAUUUAAUAAAAACUUUUUCAGCAAUCAAUGCCCUGAGUUUUUAAAGCGGUACUUGCACUACGGGAGGAGCUUUCUGGAGACAGCAGCUCUUCCUUCAGUGUCUCUCCUCCAGAAGACUCCCUCCUCUCCAGUCAGCUGCCACGCUACAGGUUUCUAUCCUGACAGAGCCAUGAUGUUCUGGAGGAAAGAUGGAGAGGAGAUUCAUGAAGGUGUGGAUUAUGGAGAGAUCCUCCCCAACGAUGAUGGGACCUUCCAGAUGAGUGUUGAUCUGAAACUUUCAUCAGUCAGACCAGAAGAGUGGGACAGGUACGACUGUGUGUUUGAGAUCUCUGGAGUGAAGAUGAGGCGAGACGAGGACAUUGUCACCAAACUGGACAAAGCAGUGAUCUGGACAAACUGGAAGAAGCCCACUGACAUGGUGACCUUCAUCAGUGCUGCACUCGUUGUUCUAGUUUUCACCAUCAUUACAGCUGUGGCAUUUGUGAUCUAUAAAAGGAAGAAAGCUGAAUGUUCUACACCCUCUCCUGAUAAUGGCCCUGAGCAGUCUGAGAGACUAAACCCACAAUCCUGAUUGGCCUGCAAGUAGUUCUGUCUCCACUCUUUCCUCUGGCUGCUUCUGUAUGUUAUGUGGUUCAAAGACAUUCAUUGAACAUACUAGUGAUUAAAUUAAUUAAGCUAAUCAUAGAACUUGUUGUAUAUUUUUAUUGCACAAAUAGUUUUGAUUUUUUUUCAGCUGUCUGUGUGUACAUGUAUUUGUCAUUUGAAUCUGCUUCUUUGAGUAAUUACUGUACACAUGCACUAGCAUCAUCAUUACUCUCCAAAGCAACAGUAUCAGAUUUAAUGUUGGUUAGUUUUGGGUAUUACAGUUUGGUUGUUAGACCUAAUGAAGCGUGGUUUGCCACUGAGAAAUAUGCAGUACACAAAGCAUGUGCCAGAUAACAAAAAACGUUACAAGCAUUCCAGCAACAGAAUCUUAGCAAGUUAGUUGCUGUGUGUGUUUUGUGUUGUUAAUUCAUGACAAACUGGUUCUGUGCUGGCUAAUGUAAUUCAAGUAGUCAAAGAUAAAAGACAGUAAAUAUACAGCAUAGAAAAGUACUGCCAUACUUUCUACUAGGUAUACUACUAGCAUACUUUCUGUAGUAAGCUUCUGACUAUAUUAGUCAUCAUGAAUUUUUUUACUGAACUUUAAAAUUGAGGUUUUCCCUCAUAUUUGAUAAAGAUAUUGCAUUGUGGUCAUUUAUAUCAAGUUAUGGAUGGAGUUAGAGUAAUCUAAAUGUGUCUCAGUCACCGGUGCAAUUUGACAGAUUAUGUGCUAUCACUGGCAUCUUACUAAAAACUUAAGACCGUAAAACUGAAUGUAUU